Thalassophryne amazonica is the source of this 1452-nucleotide messenger RNA. Its product is annotated as mucin-2-like. Lineage: Eukaryota; Metazoa; Chordata; Actinopteri; Batrachoidiformes; Batrachoididae. Gene Ontology annotation, cellular component: extracellular matrix. The transcript is spliced from 10 exons. Gene Ontology annotation, molecular function: protein binding. Bases 121 to 1101 code for a protein of 326 amino acids. The record is from RefSeq and is a predicted model, not a curated record.
UAUGACUAGCUGUGGUCGCACCCUGCUACCACUGGGCCAACCAGAAUAACAUGUACCGUUGACUAUACCACAGUUGAUGGAUGUGGCUGUGAUGAAGACACUUACCUAGAUGACAAAGGAAUGUGUGUGUCUGCUUCAAAAUGCCCCUGCUAUCUGGGAGACACAGUGGUGGCCUUGAAUGAGAAAGUCAAGAUCAAUGGACAAGUCUGCACAUGCAAAGGAGGAAAAUUAAGCUGUCCUCAAAUGGAAGAACUUACAUCAUGCACAUCUCCCAUGUAUUUGGUCAACUGUUCAACACCAUCAACAACACCCAUGCAAGGAGCUGAGUGUCAAAACAGCUGCCAAACUCUGGAUUUUGAAUGUCUCGGUACACAGUGUGUGACAGGCUGCGUAUGCCCUGAUAACAUGGUGUCAGAUGGUAAAGGAGGCUGUAUCACUGAGGACCAAUGUCCUUGCACACAUAAUGGAGACUCCUAUGAACCUGGACACACUCUCAAAGUGGAAUGCAAUACCUGCACAUGUGAAAAGCGAAAAUGGAGCUGCACGAAAUAUGACUGCGAAAAAACUUGUACCAAAUACGGAAUCGGGCAUAUCAUCACUUUUGAUGAGCUGACAUAUACCUUUAAGGGUGACUGUGAAUAUGUCUUCGCAGAGGAUUACUGUGGAAAGUCCUCAGAGGGAUCUUUCAGAAUUCUGAUUCAGGAUGUGGCAUGUGAAGUAGCCGAUAGCAUCUGCUCCACGAACGCCAAGAUUAUUUUAGGGGGGGAUCAAAUUAAGUUGUCCGAUGGCAAAGCUACAAUUACCACAGACAACCCAAGGGAUGAUCUACCUUUCCAUAUCCAACCAAUGGGUACAUAUAUUAUCAUAGAGAUAAAUAUUGGAAUUACUGUCAUUUGGAAUAAGCAGACAUCACUGAUGAUAAAACUUGACUAUGCAUACAAGGAAAAAAUAUGCGGCCUGUGUGGGAAUUAUGAUGACAUUUCCAGCAGCGAUUUGACUACCAGAAACCAUCAAGAGGUGACGAGCCCAUAUGUUUUGGAAACAGAGCUGGAAAACUUCACCAGGCUGCCAGGAUGCAAGCGAGCCUUCCGAUCCUUGUGAAUUAUACUCGUACAGAGGACAUGGGUGGACAACACUGCAAACAUUAUCAUCAGUGAUGUAUUUUCUAAUUGCCAUUCAAAGGUGGAGCCCAAGUCCUAUAUCGAGGCCUGUAAGAGAGAUACAUGCGCCUGCCAAUUCGGGGGGAGAUUGUGAGUGCUUCUGCACAGUGGUGCAGGCCUAUGCAGCAGCCUGUAAUGAGGCAGGAGCCUGUAUAAAAUGGAGAACUCCCACAUUGUGCCCAAUAUUCUGUGAUUAUUACAAUCCUGAUGGGGAGUGUGAAUGGCAUUACAAGCCUUGUGGAAAUGCAUGCAUGAAGACUUGCAGGAAUCCCUCAGGACUUUGCAACGAUAC